Molecule: messenger RNA, 1500 nt
Organism: Dentiscutata heterogama
Lineage: Eukaryota; Fungi; Glomeromycota; Glomeromycetes; Diversisporales; Gigasporaceae
Source: the annotation of a GenBank genome assembly
AUGACUCGAAGAAGGUCCAGACCAGAAACUCCACCUCAUAUUCGCCAAGAUGUGCGAUAUAAAACACCUGAACUUGAGGAAACUCCUGAAGACCGAAGAAGGAGAAAAUCCCGAAAGUUUAAUGCUGCUAAAAAUUUCUAUAACGCUCUAAAAAACUCUAAUGAAAUUACAAAUAACCCUAUUGGAGAUUAUGAUAUUUUGGCAGACAUUCAGCAAGACCUCCAUAUGCAUAAUCCUUUUGUUCAAGUUUUCCGAAGUGCUGGCCAAUUUGUUCGUGAAGGUCAGCCAAUUAUGUUAAGACUCUUGAGUGGCCAAGGUUUUGAUAUAAGGCGUUAUAACCGGCCUACUGCAGAUGAAAUAGCAGUUUUAUUAAUUGAUAACAAUGCCGACAGUGAAAACCACCAUAAUCCUGUAAGUGAUGCCCUUGAAAAUGAAAUUGACCUUACGGGUGGAAACUCAGAUGAAGAAUUGAGCCAGCCUCAACAGAAAAGUCAGAGAAGUCAUGUUACAAUGCGGGACUAUGCUGCAUACCGUUUACAUGUACGUAGUCCCAUUGAUAGCAUAUUACAUCAUGCUGGGCGUCUUUUUCAUCAAUACAUUGUUGACCAAUAUGCCAAGAUUGAACAAAAUCGGCUUCUCUGGCAAAGAAUGAACCAGCAAACAAUUCGUGCCGAGCUUUACCAAGGACUUGCUGAUGCAUUGGCAAAUGACUUUCAAAAUCUCAGCAAUGUUUGUAGAGAAGAUUCAACAGCUGCAAAUCUCUUAUACUCGGAAUUUCCCAAGUUCUUUCGCUGGGUAAAAGGAGCCUGGAUACGUCGAAAAAGAAGUGGAAGUAAAGUGAUUGGUAGACUUUAUUCUUGCUCUCCAAUUGACUCAGAACGCUUUUGCUUGCGUCUCCUAUUAUGUCACAUCCGUGGCCCUACAUCAUUCGAGAGUCUGCGCACAAUUAAUGGUAUAACAUAUCUAACGUUCAAACAAGCAGCGCAGCAAUUAGGUCUAUUGGAAAGUGAUGAAGAAUGGCAUAAUUGUUUAUAUGAAGCAAGUCUAUUUCGGAUGCCUUCACAACUACGCCUCUUAUUCGCGACAAUAUUAAUUUAUUGUCAACCAUCAGAUAUUAAAAGUCUUUGGGAUACCUACCUGCCUGACCUAGCAGAAGAUUUUAUAUAUCAAGCACGGCAGCGUGGUGAAAAUACCGUACCAGAAGAUCCAUUAAUUGUAAGUCGUGCUUUGGUUGAAAUUGAAGACCACCUUAGACAGUGUGGAAAGUACCUUACGGACUUUCCUGAGUUACCUACCAUACAGCAUGAUUUACUAAACAUCGAUAGGCAAACACAGCUUUUUGCAGAAGAAUCGUCCUUUUCACGGGAUGAGUUACAGAGAAUUCUCGAGGGAGUUUCUCUGUUAAAUGAUGAACAACGUGCAGUGUAUGAUGCUGUAAUUGAAAAAAAUAUUCUUAGUAAAAAUAUAAAAUUAAAUUUAAAUUUUACACACUGCUUAGAA